This is a messenger RNA of Trichoderma gamsii, 894 nucleotides long. RefSeq lists its product as hypothetical. Gene Ontology annotation, biological process: rRNA processing. Gene Ontology annotation, molecular function: snoRNA binding; rRNA primary transcript binding. The record is from RefSeq and is a predicted model, not a curated record. Bases 1 to 894 code for a protein of 297 amino acids. Gene Ontology annotation, cellular component: Mpp10 complex; small-subunit processome; nucleolus. The transcript is spliced from 2 exons. NCBI's taxonomy places the organism in Eukaryota, Fungi, Ascomycota, Sordariomycetes, Hypocreales, Hypocreaceae.
AUGAUUCGCAAACAAGCACGCCAAAGGCGUGAUUAUCUCUAUCGACGAGCCCUUUUACUUCGAGAUGCCGAAAUCAGUGAGAAGAGAGCUAAGCUGAGAGCCUCACUCGCUUCAGGAAAACCAUUGGACCCAGAAAUCGCCAACGAUAAAUCCUUGAGGAAAGAUUAUCAAUAUGAUGAAUCACGCGAUCUUACCACAAACGAGCAGCUGGACCUGGACGACGAGUAUGCGCAGCUGUCUGGCAUCGUCGACCCUCGAGUUCUCGUAACGACCUCUCGCGAUCCUUCGGCCAGGUUAUCAGCAUUCGCAAAGGAAAUCAGGCUUCUUCUACCAACUUCUAUUCGAAUGAACCGUGGUAAUCUCAUCUUGCCAGAUCUUGUCAAGUCUGCCCAGUCCGCAGGCCUGUCUGACAUGCUCCUACUUCACGAACAUCGCGGUACUCCCACGGCCUUGACAAUUUCCCAUUUACCUCACGGACCGACAGUCUCAUUCUCUCUGCACAACGUUGUUCUCCGCCACGAUAUCCCUGGUAGCAUUCGAGGAACCGUAUCAGAGGCAUACCCUCACCUGAUAUUUGACGGCUUUACAACUCGCUUGGGAGAGCGGGUUGUCAAGGUGCUGAAGCAUCUAUUCCCUCCCAGAGAGCCAAUUACUAGCAAGAAUAAGAUUGGCAAUCGAGUGGUCACAUUUAAGAACAUCGACGAUAGCAUCGAGGUCAGACAUCACGUUUUCGUACGGACGGGUUACGACAGCGUUGAGCUGUCCGAAGUCGGUCCCCGAAUGACAAUGAGAGUGUUUGAAAUUCGCGGAGGUACAUUGGAGAACAAAGAGGGUGACGUUGAGUGGCAUUUGUCGCAAUAUACUCGAACAUCUAGGAAGAAGAAUUAUCUCUGA